UACAAGGUAUCACAACACAAUAAGCAUCGCUGAGAUUUUGACGCGAUGGCUGCUUUAGACGCGCUUCAGGGUUUUCUUUCACAUGACGUGUUUUUAAAGCCGAUCACCAAAAUCAAAUACCAGACAUCCACAUCCACAGGUCACCACAGUAUCUGCGCAAACCUACCGACAAAUGUUAGCGUGCCAUCUGUGAGUGUUUGUCCAGAGUGUGUGUUUGAUCUGCAAAUGCAUGUAAGUGUGAAGUCCAUCUGCUCAUUUCACCUUCACGUCCAUUAAACCAAGUCUUUACGUCUCGCUGCUUUUCCUUUCAUCUGUCAAGGGCCUAAAGAGCUCUUUUAUUAUUUCCCAUCAAUCACUGUACGAGGAGGAUGCCGUAUAUAUGAGCUGAGCUUCAUUCUCAGUGGCAUCAGGCGCGCCGGCGGUUGCUCCGAAUUGAAACUUCUGGUGCUACACUGAAAUCCGGCCUCGGGUGUGAUGCUUUUCAACACAACGGCACUUGACCUGACGGAGUGCGAGCAAACGGAGGCCUGGGAUUGGUUGUAUCUGAUGCAGCCGGCGUACAUGUCCGUCAUCUGUGUUCUGGGUCUCCUCGGCAAUGCCUUCGUCCUCUGUGUCUUCUGCUUUCACCGGUGCACGUGCUCCGUGGCGGACAUCUACCUGGGAAACCUCGCAGCGGCGGACUUCCUCCUGGCGUGCUGCCUGCCCUUCUGGGUGAUCACGGUCACGCGCCGCUUCAACUGGACUUUCGGAGAGCCCAUGUGCCGUCUGGUGAGCAUCAUCAUCGCCAUGAAUCACAACUGCAGCAUCAUGUUCCUCAGUCUGGUGAGUCUGGACCGUUACCUGGUGCUGACCCGGCCCGUGUCCGUGGCCCGGUUCCGUGCCGUCUGCCGCGCCAAGCUGGCGUGUCUGGUGAUCUGGGUGGCUUCCUUCCUCCUGAGUCUCCCGGCUCUGCUGUUCCGCUCGGUGAAGUUCUUCCCGGAGUUCGAUGCUGAAGCUUGUUUCAUCGAUUAUCCUCACGGCGCCUGGAGACUCCGCUACAACGUGACGGUGAGCGUGGUGGGCUUUCUAAUUCCCGUACCGCUGGUGUCGUUCUGCAGUUAUCACAUCAUCCGCGUGCUGAAGGACACACGGGUCAGGAGGAGUUCGUCUUUCAGGAGCGAGCGGAGGGCAGCCAUUCUGGUCCUCGUGGUUCUGGCCGUCUUUAUUCUGUGCUGGCUGCCCUAUCAUGUGUUCAUCUUUCUGGACACGCUGUAUUACUUCGGGGUCGUGUGCGGUUGCGUGUGGAUUCACGGUUUGGACAUCGGCAACCAGCUGUCCACGUACAUCGGUUACAGCAACAGCUCGCUGAAUCCGUUUCUGUAUGUGAUCGUGGGAAAACACUUCCGACAAAGAGCUCAAACUGUGUUUGAGAGGAUGAUCAAGCGUCAACGCAUGUCACCGGUGAUGAUGAACUCAAACGAGCGGUGCACAGAGCUCACCAGAUUCUGACCUCUGCUGGCCAAUGCUUCUCAUUACAAGUCAGAACGUUUUUAAGUUCAUUAAUGAAAACAAUACGCUUCUGAAACAAAUCUUUCAAACAAGCAAUUAUGAAUGUAUUAUUUAUUUCAAAUAAUAAUUCAACAUUCAUUUCGGAUUAAAUCGUUGUCUUUUUUUAUUAUUGGAACUGUUCUGCACUAUUUCUGAUCCAUUUCCUCAACUGUUGAAAAGGAACGUUUGGCUUGAAAAGUGUGUUAAUGUGUAAAAUAUAACAAUAAAAAACCCUUCAUCAAAGCAACAAGUGUUCAUCGUUUAUAAACCUUCAGUAACUUUAUUUCACGUAUUCAUAUAGCAGACGCUUUUAUUCCCAGUGAUUUUAAAUAAACGCCUGCGAGAAACAACAUUUGACAUUUUGUCUAAAUCAAUGGCAUGCAAUAGAAAAGCAAACAUUUCAAGCAUUAGUAGAAGAUCUGAGACGUGAGCUGCUGGAUAUGAAGCUCGGUUCGUCUCUGGUCAGAGGGUUAUCCGUGUGUCAGAUGGAGAAGUGUAAACAGACUGUAACUCACCGGCUGUGGGUGGAGAAAUGGGUU
This is a messenger RNA of Triplophysa rosa, 2066 nucleotides long. RefSeq names its product B2 bradykinin receptor-like. The transcript has a single exon. Bases 475 to 1488 code for a protein of 337 amino acids. The record is from RefSeq and is a predicted model, not a curated record. Gene Ontology annotation, cellular component: membrane. Gene Ontology annotation, molecular function: bradykinin receptor activity. Gene Ontology annotation, biological process: smooth muscle contraction; immune response; vasoconstriction. Lineage: Eukaryota; Metazoa; Chordata; Actinopteri; Cypriniformes; Nemacheilidae.